This is a messenger RNA of Cloeon dipterum, 3172 nucleotides long. RefSeq names its product miniature (gene m). The record is from RefSeq and is a predicted model, not a curated record. NCBI's taxonomy places the organism in Eukaryota, Metazoa, Arthropoda, Insecta, Ephemeroptera, Baetidae. The transcript has 8 exons. Bases 297 to 1835 code for a protein of 512 amino acids.
CCGUCCAUCCAUUCUCGGGGCGGCCGCCGGCAUUCUCACUCAUUCCUCGCUCGGAUUUAGCAGCAGCGAGUGCGUCGCGCGUUUGCUUCACAGCGAGAUUCGUCCCUUUUCACCCCGCCUGACAGCCAUGCUGCUUUCGCAAAGUGAGUGCUCACCACCAGUUGAGUGUGCCACCGGCUGCCUGUGACACGAGUGCCUGCGUCCUUUUGUCUUUCGCCACCUGCCGAGCGCUUUGCCCGAAAGAACCUUCUCGCUGAAAUCACUCAAAGCCCCAAGGUGAUUGUUGCUGAUCCGAAAUGCGUAGUGUAGGAAUUUACCUCUUCGCCGCCGCGGCGGCGUUCUCUGUCGUUUCUUCUGGGGUGGCCCAGCUGGCGCCGAAUGCGGGCAACGGCGACCUUUGGCCUCUGGAGCGACCGACCGGCAUGGUGGCCAUCCAGAGCCUGGAGGUGAUGUGCGGCAAGGAGCACAUGGACGUCCACCUCAAGUUCACCGGACCCUUUGACGGACUCGUCUUCUCCAAGGGUCAGUACGGCGACCCGCGGUGCGUGUACGUGGCGCCUCGCGGGGGCGGCUCGGGCAGCGCGGACCACUCGCGGACGCACUUCACGUUCCGGAUCGCGUACCGGCGGUGCGGCACCAAGCCGGACCUGCACGGCCAGUUCUACGAGAACACGGUGGUGAUCCAGUACGACCGCGACCUGCUCGAGGUGUGGGACGAGGCGAAGCGGCUGCGCUGCGAGUGGUUCAACGACUACGAGAAGACGGCCUCCAAGCCGCCCAUGGUGAUUGCCGACCUCGACGUCAUCCAGCUCGACUUCAGGGGCGACAACGUCGACUGCUGGAUGGAGAUCCAGCACGGGAAGGGCCCUUGGGCGCCCCCUGUCAGCGGCAUCGUGCCCCUCGGUUCUACGCUCACCCUUGUCAUCGCCAUCAAUGACCACAGGGGCGAGUUCGACAUGAGGGUCAAGUCGUGCUCGGCAAGCGACGGCAGCGGUGGCCACGUGAUCCAGCUCUCGGACGAGCGCGGCUGCGUCCUGCGGCCCAAGAUGGUCAGCCGCUUCCUGAAGGCGCGCACGGCCGACGAGCGCGCCUCCGUCAUCACCUACGCCUUCUUCCACGCGUUCAAGUUCCCCGACGCCCUCAGCGUGCACAUCGACUGCAAGGUGGAGAUCUGCCGCAAGGGCUGCCAGGAACACUGCUUCGAGCCGGCGGCCAACGCCCAACUCGGCCACGGAGGGCCUCCCUCCGGCCUGCCCCUCGCCUACCACGGACCUCCCAUUGAGCGUCGUGAAGACCUGAGCGUGCACAACGCGGCCAGUGAGGACUUGCGUGAAGAGGUGCCGCAAAAAUCUGUGUAUCCGCCGCCCAAGUCGAAGCUGCGUGGACACAAUCCUCAGUUCCCUUACGGACCGCGCUACCUCGACAUUGACCCAGAAAAUGACACGGUGCCCGUGGGACCGACACCGAGAAGAGUGAGGAGGUUCGUGGCCAAGUCUUCGGCGGAGGACGUCGGAGUGUCCGGCCUGUACGAGGUCAUCAGCGAGACUGACCUUGCCUUCUCCGUGGACAACAGCAGGCAAGAAAACGUCGAGGUCUAUCAGGGUCAGAGGCAGACCGACGAGGAGAUCGUGUACGGCAUCUGCCUGCCCGUGCAGAGUUUCGGGGCGCUGUUCGUGGUGCUGGGCGCGAUGGCGGUGGCGGCCUCGUUGUUCGCCGGCACGCUGUUCCACCGGUACCAGAAGCAGCGCGAGACGCAGCGCGUCUCCGCCUGGCUCACCCUGCGCAGCUUCCUCUCGCUCGCCGGCCUGCAACAGCAGCAGCAGCAGCACGAGUAGCGAGUUUUUAAAAGAAAGAAAGAAAAAAAGACUCUGAAUCAAAAGGGUGCGCUCCGUGUUGCCCCCUCCGCCCGGCGGAGGGAGGGAUGCGGUCGGGGGCGCGCGCAAGGACUCUCCUAGUCUCAAUCUGAAGCAGUUGAGGCGCCAUUCCUCCAGUCAUUCGUCCGCUCAGGACUCACACUCUGGUUGCGGUUUCAUUUGUACAUAUCCACAUGCAAACACACUCAUAAUUCAGUUCGCAACGUAAAUACAAAAUAUAUUAUUUAUUUUACACAUCAUGUGACAGAGGCUUGCAAGGGAGAGCUUGACGAAAGAAAAUAAAACACACGGUAGUGCUGAAGUGUACAUAGAUGAACAGGGUAAAUUGGAUCAGAAGCGAAAAAUGUACUUUAAAAAUGCUCAAAGCUGGUUUUCGGCUUACUUUUGAACGCAAUCAAAAUUCGUCGAAUGCCAAAAGUUUCGUCGGGUGGCAGUGUUUGACCUUUCUCCCUAUCCUCUUCUCUAGCUGUGCGUGCAGGCCCGGGAAAGCUCGCUUUGUCACUUUCGGCCCGUGCCGCGAGAGAACGAUCGCCUCCUCUUAGCCCACCUCUUAUUUUUACAGACAACUAAGUGUUCUAUGCGAAUCCAAGCAAUUUACGUAGCGUUGUACUAUCCCCGCAUUAAUGCCAAAAAACACAGUCGCGCCGCCGACUGGUCAGCUGUAUUUUUUUCCACUCACGCGCACGCACACAUAAUCGCAGUAAUUUAUCGUUUUGUUUCAUGACACGCGGAUGCUCUCUGCGUUCUGUUGGUGAAUUCAUGUCCUUCUUCUCACUUUUCAGCUUUCCGCGUGUGUGAGUGUCUCUUUGCCAAUGAGAAUAUAUACAUAAGAAACGAGUGUUUCAUGCGGUGUAUUACUUUUUCUUAACUGUUUUUGCGAGAGAGAGAGCACGUGCAAGAUUUGCGACUCCCGGCAUCGGCCCCUUUUGCUGUGUACGAAAAAUAAAACGUUUCCUUGCGAGAUCGGCACUUUUGCACGUGUUCUCGGUGACAAGCGUCUAACAAAUAAUUUAUUUAAACAUAUAUUUAUGACGACAUAUUUAUUAAAAUACUAUUUAUUUAACUUGCUCAAAAACUGUAUGAAAUAAAAGACAGCAUGCAAACCGACGAUUAUUUUCGUUGGGUGUAAAAUGGUUCCAAUUUCUGUAUAAAAAAAAUGCCGCGUCGCAUCAGCAGGUGCUUUUAUAAUGUUUGAAAUUAUAUCGCUGAAGUUUGUGAAAAGCACGUGCGACCGCUCGACUUAUUCUGCGGAAUCAGUUUGCUCAAUAAAAAUCACACUUUACUCAAGACAAAAAAAA